AUGGAUGCGCUGCCGGAGGGAUGGAGUGCUUACCAGGACGAUCAAGGUCGCACCUAUUACGCCAAUCCCUCGACCGGUGAGACCAGUUGGGACCCUCCUGCCCCCGUUGCGCCCGCGCUCCCAGACGGCUGGACGGCCCACCAGGACCCUUCCACCGGGAAGACCUUCUAUGCCAAUUGCACCACCGGCGAGUCAAGCUGGGAGCCGCCGACAGCACCAGCUGCGCCGGCUGCCCCCGCGCCGGAGAAGCCUGGCCGCUGGUCCGUGGACUUCACGUAUACUAUCGGGCCAGAAGGCUCGGAGCACAUAUUCUCGGGCAAGGUCCAACUGCUCGACAAAUCCGUGCAUAGCUCCGUAAGUUUAGUGGUGGACAGCCUGAACUCGGGUGCUUUGGCGGUGCCUGAAGGCUACUGCGUGGUGUAUUCAAACUCCAAGAAAAACUACUUUUUGCUGUGGCGAGAAGAGAAGGAGACGGAAGUCUUUGCCUUGCUGGGCCUCGGCGGCUCUGACCAGUGGUCCACGUCACAGGUUCUGCGGCUGGACCCAGCUUGGACAGAGGAUGUGUUUGCUGGGCGCUGUGACGUGGUUGACAAGGUGCGCUAUGACUCGGUCACAGCUGCGGUGGAGGCCUUGAAUGCCGGCAUCGUCUAUGAAGGACAGAGAGGCUUUUGCGCAGUUUGGUCUGCCUCCCAACACUGCUUCCACUUGGUGUGGCGGCAGGACAAGGAGCAGGAGGCCUACGUAGCCUUGGGCCUCGCAUGA
Molecule: messenger RNA, 762 nt
Organism: Effrenium voratum
Lineage: Eukaryota; Dinophyceae; Suessiales; Symbiodiniaceae
Source: the annotation of a GenBank genome assembly